AUGAUCCUGACCUUGUUUUACUCGUUUUUGUCCGUCGAAGAUGGGGCUGCGUCUCUGUUCCGGUGGAGUGCCGAUGGUAAGUACUUGGCGCGCAAGGGCAAGGACCUAAUCUCCAUCUACGAGCUCCCAUCCAUGCGCCUCCUCGACAAGAAGUCGUUGAAGGCAGAGGGUGUAUCGGACUUCGAAUGGAGUCCUAAGGACAACGUGCUGGCGUACUGGGCACCAGAGCAGGCCAACGCCCCGGCGCGAGUUUCGGUGGUCGAAAUACCUUCUCGGAAAGAGCUUCGCCAAAAGAAUUUGGUGAUGGUCAGCGAGUGCCGCCUGCACUGGCAGGUGGCGGCGUUCGCGUGGGAGCCAGCUGGUGAUCGGUUUGCACUGGUUCUGGGAGAUGUGCCCAAGCUGGAGGUCACCUUCUACACAAUGAAGGGGGGCGCGGGCAAGAACGAACUCCAAGUGCUCGAAACCCUUCAAGAUAGGCCCUUUAACCACAUCUACUGGUCGCCGGUGGGAAAUAUCUGCAUUCUGGCUGCUAUGGGGGAUGACGUGGGGCCUCACAACGGUCGGCUGGAGUUCUACGACGUGGAGAACCAGUCAACUCUGAAGCAGACCGAGCACUUCAGGUGUAACUACAUCGAGUGGGAUCCUUCAGGCAGAUACGCAUGCACCGCUGUAUCACAGCCUGUGACUGGUGGCCACUGGAAAGCUCAAAUGGACAACGGCUACCAGCUCUUCUCCUUCCAGGGGGAGAGGUUCCACGAGUUCAAGAAAGACCACUUCUACCAGAUCCAGUGGCGCCCUCGGCCAGCCUCCCUGCUUACCUCAGCCGAGAAGAAGAAGGUCGUCAAGAAUCUGCGGAAGUACGAUAAGCGAUUCGAAAAGGACGACAGGGAGAAGGACCGCCGGAAGGCCCGGGAGGCCAUGGCAGACAAGAUACAGAUGAAGCUCGAGUUCCGGCAACAGGCAAGCGGGCUGUCACGCGUAGCGGACAUGAAACUCCGGCUAGAGGCCCGCAGACAGGAGCUCGUGGACCUUCGAAACGGAUACGACUCGGACGAUGAGUCACACUACGUCGUGGACAGUCGGACGGGGGAAGUAGUAUUGAGCGUGAAGGAAGUCAUCCAGUAAGAGACGGAGGCUCAAGAGAGGGUGGCCUCGUUUG
Molecule: messenger RNA, 1159 nt
Organism: Ectocarpus sp. CCAP 1310/34
Lineage: Eukaryota; Phaeophyceae; Ectocarpales; Ectocarpaceae
Source: the annotation of a GenBank genome assembly